Molecule: messenger RNA, 1044 nt
Organism: Malus domestica (apple)
Lineage: Eukaryota; Viridiplantae; Streptophyta; Magnoliopsida; Rosales; Rosaceae
Source: RefSeq, a predicted model, not a curated record
GAUCACAACUAUUCGUUAAUCCAAACAGCUUUUUGAAAUUGUGAAAAGUCAUUUCGCCACACUCUCUUCUUGUGCUGGUGUGACAAGAGCAUGAUUUUCUGAAUGCUCCCAUUAAAAAGAUGGUGGGGACCAGCUCGAUUCAUCUUCUUCCCCCCGCAACCCCGACUCUGCAACAAAAAUAUUUCAGAAUCCGGCGUCUUAAAUUUCCCCCGCCUAGCCGCCGUCGAACCCCGCCCAGACUUGCAUAGCUUCCCCUAGUCCCGCCUAAUCCCGCCUAAAAUGCUUUCCGAUUUUGUGGCCGCUUAGAAGUUAAUCGCGGCGGUCGGCCACCGUCCAGCUCCUAGGCCCGGACCAUGUUGAGCCCACCCAAAUAACCCGACGGGCCCCCGUCUCGAUUCGCUCUCGUGCUGGUCAAGUGUAAAACUGUAAAAACUCCAUGGAAGAGCUUCUGCGCGCCUUUUCAUCCUUUUGAGACAUUAUACUUAUCAAAAGAGCAGAGCAAUAUGGUUGCCACUUGCAAGUCUACACUCCCAAAACGCAGCGUUCUUCUCAUCUCUCUCCUUAAUCCUCACACUGGAUGACUGCAAAGGUUGGUACUGCAUCCACAGUCGAACCUCGCACUGCUGAGAUGUCUGGUACAACGAUGACACCUGCAUCAUCAGCUGGUACACAAAAGGUCUCCAUGUUUGCUGCCAAGGCUGGAUUUGUUAUACCAAAAAACAAGCUGUUGGGUUCACUUGUGCCUGUCUUUCGCGGAAGUAAAAACCUAGGAACCGGUGACGCAGUUAGUGGAGAAAGUAAGAAACAGAUUCAGAGGAAAACAAAAUGGGGCCCUGAUCUCACCCAAGAUGCUUCUGUCAAAAAAGGAAGAGCUUUAGCUUAUCAGGUGCCACUAAGUGAUAUUACUGCCUGUUUGGUGGUACAAAUUUUGAGUAGACUCGGGUGGAACAAAUUACACAACAGUUGAAAUCAGAAAUGUUAGAGGAUGAGAAUGAUGAGGACUUACUAUCAGCACCUCAACAUACAAGCUUCAACAAAAGAAAA